This is a messenger RNA of Labeo rohita (rohu), 8923 nucleotides long. It is a transcript of the gene crybg1a, whose product is annotated as crystallin beta-gamma domain containing 1a. NCBI's taxonomy places the organism in Eukaryota, Metazoa, Chordata, Actinopteri, Cypriniformes, Cyprinidae. The coding region runs from base 70 to 7884 and encodes 2604 amino acids. Gene Ontology annotation, biological process: visual perception; lens development in camera-type eye. The record is from RefSeq and is a predicted model, not a curated record. Gene Ontology annotation, molecular function: structural constituent of eye lens. The transcript has 22 exons.
UUUCAGUUUUAACUACUUCGUAAGACUAAAGGGAAACUUCAUCGUUGUACAUGUCGUAAAUACUCAAUCAUGAGCGUAUCAAAGUCCAAAAUUAAGAAACUGUUUGGGAAGUCAAAGAGCUCCGAUAAGGAACACAGGGAUGCUGACAGGACUGAGGGUCAGUGGGGCACUUCACCUGAAGACGACCAAACGAGUCUCGGUGGUUCGGUCAUGACUUUACCGUCGAGCCCUAGAGAUAUCACCUCAUUCCCGGACUCACUGCCCACCAGCCCCAGCGAGAAGAAGAAGAAACGUUUCCCGACCUGGAGGUCCAAAAAGAGGAAUAAAGAUAAAGUGUUUAUCAGUAGUACCGGAGAAGUGUACCACAGGAAUUUUGAUCAGAUGAGCAUCCAAACAGAGGACUUUGUGAUGACCGACACCUGCCCCACCCCUGUCCGCUCUCGGUCUAGUUCCACGUUAAGCCUGGAUCUCACAUCACUUCAGGAUCCAUCAUUUCCCAAACGCAAACACAGGAAGAGUUCUGAGGAGAAGGGUGUUCUGAACCGUAUUGGAAGCUUUUUCGGUCGGAAGAAAAAAAGCAGAACCACAUCGGAUGACAGGGAUGAAAAUUUGUCGCCGGAGGCAAACAGCCCAACCAGGCACUCAGGAUCAGGGGAAGUGAGAAGGACUCAACACAAAGAGUUUGAAGAUUCAGUGUUUGACCCGGAGAAUAGAAGUCCCAGUGCUUGUAGCGUAGCAUCCGUUGUUGCAGAUGGAGGAGACCUGCCUUUUGCCGACAGCGGCAGCAGUGGACGAGGGAGUGUAAAAGAGGUGGAAGUGAUCAAGGUGAGCAGGGUUGAAACCUCCAGCAACAAGUGGAGCGAGAAUCUGGUGGAGGAGGUGAAUAAGAAGCUCAAGGUGUACCUGGAGGAGACAACAGAUACAACAAUAAAAAAAUGUUCAGACGUUCCUAUACACACCCCUGACACGCCAAAGUCCCCCGCCGUCUCAAGCGAGACGGAGAGUAAAAAGACAGUUUUGAAAACUACCAUCACAGGUGGUGGGACUUACACAGCGCUGGUUGGGGUAACUCUGGGAUCACAGUCCAGAAACACAUCAUCCUCUGAUAUUCAGCCUGGAGAACCGACAGACAUGGGGAAGAAAAACAGCGGCAAGCGAAAAUCGCACAAACUAAGCCAUCAAGAAGGCAAAAAUGAGCUUCUCGCCCCAACGAACACCACUUCCCCUGAGGCAGAGGAGAGGUCAAUGCAAUCAUCUCCCUCACCUGGUCAAGUACACAGAGCCGUGUGGGCGGAAACUCACCUGACAGAGGAGGAGAGUGAGAGCUUUAUUACUGACUCACUUUCUUCUACAGAACCUGCUCCGGCCAGCCCAGCCGAGAGUUACUCUGCCCUCGGUGCAGCUCCUAGCAACACUCCUGCUCUUUCGCAAGCUGCAGAGCCAGCCAUCCUUACCAUACAUGCUUCAAAACCACCAGAGGAGGAAACUCGAGACAAUCUUAUUCCUAAACACCUGCAAGAUGAGAACAAUGAACAGAAACGCAGAAGCUUGAAACUGUCACAGAGUGAGAAAGUCUUUGCUAAAAGAGUGUUUGUUGGUUCUCAGUCAAGCCUAGACGGGGAAGAACAAGCUGAAACGGAGACUCAAAGUGAGACUAACUUGGAUAUAACGCAGAAUGUACAGCAGGUUAAGGUGAAAAUAUUACCAAACCUCAAAAGUGUGAGUGUCAAGCAGACCAAUCGACAGACAAACAAGUCAGUAGGAGAUUGUGCUGUUUUCGUGCAAGAGCAGCCUCCUGGUGGGGAUGUAGAGACCCCCUUUGAAUCUUCAACAGAAAAUAGAGACGCUACAGACGUUGCUGAGGAAUUUUAUUUCCCAGAAAUGCCAGUUAAUAAAGUAACAUUGAAUACUGUGAUGAGCAGUCAUCAAAACUCAUCUGUGCCAUCCAAACGUACGAACAGAGCCGUCAGUGGACCAAAUGGGGCUGUUAAAGCAAAGAGCCCUCCACCACAAGUUGCCCCUAAAACAAAAGCUGUAAUAUCUCGCAUUAAAAGCCUCUCUGAGGCAUCAAAGAUAGAUGUGCCUCCGGUACGGAGGCUUUCGCAGAAGCAGACAGAUCAAAAAGAGAUUAAAUCUCCAACAGAAAAGGACCAAUCUGUUACACCUAAUAAACCAACUGACAUCAAGAUGGGAGUUCCCAAGAAAACCCCACCAGAGGUUCAAACAAAACCAAAGAAAGUGGUGGAGGUCAUUACAGUGUAUAGUGUUUCUCCAGAAGCUGAAAGACAGAUGUCCACCAAACGUCAGAAUGAGGCAGGAUCAAUAAGCCCAGAGCGGAAAAUGUCACCGACUAAGAAAGUGGAAGACAGGAAUGUUUUUGACACCUCACCAACAACAAAAACUUCUCAAUCCGCUAAAGAACAGAUCACUCUUUCAAAGCCUAAAAGAGAACGAAUUCUAAAACAUUCACUUUCUGCUGAUAAAUCCCCAUCUUCAGCAGAGAAUUGUGGUUCACCAAAAUCUAACACUGAAUUCAAAGCAUUUAAAGAUAUCCAAAAGUCAAAAACACAGCCAACAGUUGCCACCGACAGAAGUCCAACAUCAAAGAGUAGUUUUUCAUAUUUGAAGAGUAAAGCAAAAUCAGGUGACAAAACCGAGGCAAAACUUUCUUCCUCACCGCCUGGCACGGAUCAAUCAGAGCAGAACGCUGAAAAGGAGAAGCCAGCGAACGAAACCCAGCUGAGUGGGCCAAAGAGCCCAAAAAAAUUCAUGACUGAUGUGUCACCAACAAGAAGGAAGCUGCCACGAACAACACCAUUGAGCCCUCUGAAACAGCCCUCAGAUGGAGAAGUUGCCCACGGAGAAAGUGAGUCACAUGAAUCAACCUCACUGCCACUCAAGCCAGAGAGAAAUGAGUCAUCACUGGUUAACGGUCCUGUUGCCAAUGGCAAAUGUUCCAAAUGUGAUCAAGCUGCUACUGUCAGGGUAUCGCCAGAGCUCAAAUUAAAAAGCCCUGUCAAGGAGGUGGAUGAUUUACAGUCAGGAACUCCACGUCUCAAAAGUCCCACUAAAGUCAAACCCAGGAAAGAGUUUAGGAAGGCGGAGCCAACUGCAGCUCCAGAUUCAAAAACAGACAAAGGCGAGAAAGUGACAAGUUUGUCCGUCACACCCACAGCUACUUCCAAAUCUGAUGCACUAGAAUCAGAAGCCAUUUCUGCAAAUGAAAAUUGUGAUGCUGCUGAGACCAAAGUCACACCAGAUGUGUCACUUUCAGAAAACUAUGCUUUAGAAACCAAUCAACAGACAGAACCAAAUCUAUCAGUUUCAUCAGACCCACAUGUGCAAGUUGCAUCAGAUAAACAGCCAGAUGUUGCUAAAACAGAUGAAAUUUCCGCAACAUCCAAGACAGCUGAACAAUCAAAAGCCUUUUCUGAAACAAAUGGUGAGAAAUCUGGUGCUUCUGAGACCAAAGUCACACUGGAUUUGUCUUCAGAAAAGAACAGUUCACAUUUGGAAGAACAGACAGAGUCAGAUCUACCAGACAUACAUGUCCAAGAUAUACCAAAUCAGUCACAGAAAUCAGUCACAGAAAAGCAGAUUAUUGAGUUCAAGAAAGAGAAAUGUGACCUUUCCAAAGAAAAUGAAAGUUCCUCAAUAGCUGAGACGGACCAUUACACAACCAGUGAUCUGAGCACUCAAGGUAAUUGUACUUCUGAAGUGAAGGGUGAAAAAUCUGGUCCUGCUGAAACCACAGUCAAACUAGAUGUGUCGCUUUCGGAAAACAACAAUUUGCAAUUCGUAAAACGACAGACUGAAUCAAAUGCACCAGAUUCGUCAGAGUCACAUGUACAGAUUACGCCAGAUAAGCAGUCAGAUGUUGUCCAAGAACAGGUUCUUGGAUUCGAGAAAGAGAUAUGUGCCCUUUCAAAGGCAGAUGAAGUUUCCGAAAUACCCAAGACAGCUAAAGAAUCAAAAGCCUCUCUUGAAACAAAGGAUGAAAAAUCUGGGGCUGCUGAAGCCAAAGUAAAACUGGAUGUGUCGCUUUCAGAAAAGAGCUAUUCUCACUCAGAAAAAGAAAAGUCAGAUCUACCAGUUUCAACAGAUGUGCCGCUUGCAUCGAAUGAGUUGCUGGAUGUCAAAGAGAAGCCCCGUAGUCCUUCUCAGGAGCAAACCAGUCAGGUCAUUUCAAAGAACUUAUCUGAGACAACCCAGAAGACUCAGAUCAAAGAGCACAGUGUGAAUUCAGAUUUAAAACAACCAAAAACAACUACACAACUAGAUAAAAAAGUUAAAAGUGAAGAAGAAAGUGGUAAACACAAAGUAUCAGAGAAGCAACCGGUUCAGUCUGGAGACUCGAGUAAAACAAACCCAGAGUGUCUCAAAAAGAAUGAAUUAAAUAAGUUAAAGCAUGCUGAUGAGGCACCAGUAGGAGUAAUCACGCCUCCAGAGCCUGCUUCUAAACCUUUUCAAAAAGGUGAUCAGACUUUAAAUCAACAAUUUGCAUCCGUUAAAAUAACAGAUAAACUGACUUCCAAAGUGGACCGAAAGAGUGAAGUCCAAAUUAAAAAUACGGAGUCCAACCUAAAGGUCAAGGAACCUAGAAUGACCAAAGAUAAAAUACCAGUUACUAACUUAGGAAAGCUGAAACCACUAACUGACCAAAGUGUUCUCCAGUUUACAUCUCAGAAUCUUCCAUUGGACCCCAAAAGCCAGUCACAAAAUAGCAAGGCACCAUCUAGUUGGUUAGACGUGGACCAAAGUUAUGAGAAGAAGAAAACUGCGAGACGUAUGGAUUGUUCUGCAAGUGAUGACAAUCUGCUUGACACUUCUGAUGACUUUGAGGAUUUCAUUCGGAACAUCAAGGAGAACUGUUCCCCGUUCUCUUUGCCACCAAGAAAGCAUGGGCAGAGCAAGAUGCCGUCACCUCCUUUUGCUAUGCCUGCCAUUAAAGAAGAUCAUUUUGAGAAGGUAUUUGACCCGGAACAGUUCCAGUUUGGAACAAGAAAAACUUUAGGACCUAAAGACCCCUCUCCAGCCAUGAUGAUCAAGAAGAAAAAUGACGAGGCAAAAGCCAACCCGUCAUCUAAACGUUCUGAGGACCGCCUUCUUUAUACAGGUCUCGCAUCUAGACGUGAACAAGACAAAGCUAAACAGGUCACCGAGGAGAAAACUGAUGGAGAAAAACAGAACACUGAAGGCUCUGGAAAACUGCCCUCAAGAUUGGAAAGAAUGUCAAUCAUCUCAAACCUCGUGAACUCCCCGAACGCGGCAAGAAAAGCCAGAACUGAACCAAGCUCUCUCAUUAAUGGCAUUCAGUCACCCAUAUCACCACCACCAGAGGUGGUGCCAAUUUCAGGAGAACGAAAGGACAUAUCCCAUGCUGUCAUUGCUGCAAAAGAGGGGGUUGGGGAUUUGCCAGAUGCCAAUGUAAAAGCAGGACCUGGUGAUUCAGUAAAGAGUCCAUCCACAGCUCCACCUCUUCCAACAUUCUCAGAAGUCAAGCUGCCUGGCCUCUUGGAAAAAUUCAUGAAUAAAGGCAAAGAAGCUAGCACCAUCAGCCAGCAAGAGCCUGACACUGGCCCUGUCCCUGCACUGGACUUGAAUCUCACUUCCAACAAAUUUAAUUCAAGCAUGGGACUGCAAGGCAUUUCAGGAUUAACAUCUCCGUCCAACAAUACUCAGCAGAUUCCACUGCCCACACCCACCAUGCUCUCACCAACAUACGCAGAAACAUCAGGUGUCAGAGGCUUCCACAAACGCCCUGGAAAGAUUGUGAUAUAUCAACAACCUCAGUUUGGAGGAGAGGGCUACGAGAUUUUCAGAGAUGUAGAGGAUGCCACAUCCCUAAACCUCUCUCCGUUCAUUUCCGUAAAGGUUGUUAGAGGAUGCUGGCUGCUGUAUGAAAAGCCCGGCUUCCAGGGCCGGUCAGUUGCUUUAGAGGAGGGGUCAACAGAGAUUGCAAAUGAGUGGGCGGAGACAGAACCAAGUGGGGAAGUGGGGCCCAACGGCUUGCCACUCCCAACCACACCCAUGGUUAUUGGCUCCAUUAGGCUUGUAUUAAGGGACUACAGCACACCAAAAAUCGACUUGUUCACAGAGUUGAACGGGAUGGGCAGAGUGUCUUCAUUCUGCGAUGACACCAUAGAGACCUGUUCAUUUGGUAUUCCUCAGAGUACUGGGUCCAUUAGGGUUCACAAUGGAGUAUGGCUCGUCUUUAGUGACCCAGGUUUUCAGGGUCUUCUGGCUGUCUUGGAGGAAGGAGUAUAUCCCUGCCCUCAGGACUGGGGCUUUCCCACCCCCUUUGUCGGAUCACUGCGGCCCUUGAAAAUGGGCGAAAUUAAGGUGGAAAAUCCCAAUGAAACUAAGGUGCUACUCUUUGAAAAACCAAUGUUCCAAGGGGAGUGCAUAGAGGUUGAAAUGGACAUUUAUAACUUUGAUGAAGGAGAGGAAGAGAAGGCUGAAGAAGAUGAGACUGACAUCACCGGGAGAGAGAGACUCAGCUCUGUUGGCUCACUGAAAAUCCUAAGUGGCCUCUGGGUAGGAUACUCUGCACCAGGGUUCGAGGGUCGCCAGUAUCUUCUGGAGGAAGGAGAGUAUGCAGACUUCACAGACUGGGGUGGAAUGGAAGACAGGCUCCUCUCUAUACGUCCUGUGUUAGCAGAUUUCAUGACUCCUCACGUGCGAAUGUUCAGUGAGCGGGAUUUCAACAAGAGAGGGAUGAAUGUGGACCUGCUGGAACCUGUCAUUAGCAUGGAAACCACUGGCUUUGGCAUAAAGACACAAUCGGUGGAAGUCCUUUCUGGCGUGUGGAUAGCAUUUGAGAAGGCACACUUCUCCGGUGAGCUGUACGUUUUAGAGAAGGGUCUCUAUGGCAGUCCAGAGGACUGGGGAGCACACAACUGCAAGAUCUUGUCAAUUCAGCAUGUAGUUUUGGAACAGGCCGAAGGACUGUCCAGAUAUAAGGUGCAGUUGUUUUCUGAACCGGGCUUCAAUGGAACAAUGCAGGUUUUAGAUGAAAGUGUGGCGUUCCUCCCGGAGGGUUUCCACCCCAUGUCCUGCAAGGUUUUGGCUGGGAGCUGGGUGGUGUUCGAUGGCCCGCAGUUCACUGACAACAUGUAUGUACUGGAGGAAGGAGAAUACCCCAGUCCUGAGGCUCUGGGCUUACUCAACUCAGAGUGCAAAAUCAGCUCUGUUCACACUGUAGGACAUGAGUUUUCUAUGGCCUCCAUCACACUCUACUGCAAAUCUGGCUUCAGAGGACGUAAAGUAGUUCUGACCGAUGGCAUUUUGAACCUGUCUUUGGCUGGUAUUGAUGGGCGGAUCAAUUCUCUAUUGGUUAAUGGAGGAAUCUGGGUGUUGUAUGAAUACAGCAACUUCCGUGGUCGUCAGGUCCUGCUCCAUCCCAGCGAGAUCGGUGAUUGGCAGAAGUUCAGAGGCUGGGAGCAGAUUGGCUCUCUGCGUCCGUUAUUACAGAAACGUGUUUAUUUCCGGCUGCGUAGUGCAGAGACAGGCUGCAUGAUGUCUCUGUCUGGAUCCCUGGAUGAUUUAAAGCUGCUCCGGGUUCAAGUUCUGGAAGAAACUGGUGGUCCGGAGCAGAUAUGGGUGUAUGAGAACGGACUACUGCGUUGCAAGCUGGUUGAGGACUGUUGUGUGGAGACGUCUGGAGGUGUGGUGAUGGCAGGUGGCAGGUUAAAUAUCUCAGCUGAACCAGGCAAAGACAAUCAUUUUUGGAGCAUCACAGGAGACGGAAUCAUACGCAGCAACCUCAAGCCCGACCUUGUGCUGGAGGUCAAAGGUGGCCAACAGUAUGAUAAAAACCAGGUGAUACUCAACACCUUUGAUGAGCAGAAAACCAACCAGAGAUGGACUGUGGAAAUCCUUUAGUGCUCAAAUCAAAACAAAGGCCAUUUCUGUAACUCCUGCUGCUUAGCAGAAACCUGUAACAUCUGCAGCUGUUGUGCACUGAGAAGAUGAUGGGAAUCUAUUUACUCUGAUGAGUACUAGUACUUUUUUGCUGUUAUUCUGCAUUGACCCAGAAACACAAAGUACUGUCCUGCUGCAAUGCAACGAUAUUACCAAAGGGGGCGCACUAGCAUUACAAUUUGUAUACAGCUGCACUUUAAGUGAUCUUGUUCAUUUUCAGUAUCACCAAAGAGUCAAGGUUAGUCUAGUAUGUCCCAGUUUACCCUUUGCCUGUCAUAACUACACUUCAUAGGGGCAAAAAGCACCUUCUUCCAUUUAUAACCAGCUGUGUAUUCUGACUAAAUUAUUAUUUUUUUAAUGAAUCAUACUUAGUACAGUCAAAUACUACUAGUACUUGGUAUAGUAGAUGUUUUACUAGUUCCUUAAAAGCUGAAAGGCUCCUAAUAGCUUCAAACAGGCUUUCUUUUUGUCUGCAACUUUUCAUGUCACAUCUCAGGAUGGUUGCUAGUAAAGGGCUUGUGUGUGUUCAAUUGAUCAGCCAAUCAGAAGACAUUAUUUUCAUGUGGCUCCAGAGUGAUUAAUCACAUUAAUUAAAAUGACCUGGCUGCAGAACUAAACGCCCAUGAGCAAAAACUGCACAUUUGGUGGCAACUGCUGUUUAGAUGAAUGAGAAUAAAAAAGGUAUUACAGACCUCACUGGAUAUAAGGCAACAUUCAUUGCCAUUCAGACUCACUGAAAACAAAAUGUGGGAACUCAUAUCAUUUUACAGUUGCUUAAUGUUUUUUUUGUCAGAAUAUUCAGCAAAAUUAGUAAAAAAGCACUAUUGCACAUUAUAGAAACAUUUCCUCUUAGCUGUGCUGAUCUGGAAUCAGCUCACUCAUGUUCACAAACUCACAUUACUUCAAAAGGCAGCUGAUCCUAGAUCUGCUGUUCUGCUCUCAGAGCUUUUCUUUCUCUCCAUUUUCUUUUAUACAGAAUUUUUGGUAGUUGUUUUUGUGU